UUAAAUGUUUAUCAAUUGGCCGCUCCGCUUGCUCACGCUUGCUGUCCCGACGUGUUCUCGCACGACUUCUCGUAAUUUCUACUUUUACAGUGUCGGUAUUGAAUACAUAUUGAUUUCCGCCAAGAUUACAGUUAAUUUUCCAUUUGUGAAGUCAUACUUUUUUCCUAAAUGCAGCUGUGUCGUGCCCAAAGUCUUACAAGUGAAGCAAUACAGGUACCUCCUUCCCGCAACUUCCACACUACAAUCUGAGCUGUGCCUUUGAAAUGAUUUUCCUCUAAAUUUUCCUCUCAGCCUGAAGUUAGCAUUAUCUCUCAUCAGUCAUGGAAGUGGACGAUUCUGACGAUAUCAUGGAAAUAGAUCAAAACGAUUCUGUGGCACCCAGUUGGCCAGCUCCGCCAGUCGCCCAGCCGGAGUGUAUCGACAUGACCAGUGACGAUGAAGCCCCAGUUGUCAUAAAUAUCCAAUCUAAGGACAGUGCGUCAACUAUAUUAAAAAAGUUCUGCAAGUCCAAUAGUGAUCCAGUGCCCGAAGCUCCGACAAAUGUAGAGCAGUCCAUUUCAAAAUUAAAUCAAAUUUCUGUAACUGCCGUUAACACAAUCGACAAUCAAAAUUUAACUAGCAACGGUCAGAAUUCUAACCACAAUGUAAAAGCUGUUGAAGCAGAUUGUAUUGAGCUUGAUGAUGAUGUUACUAUUUGCGAUCCUUCUCCGGCAAAUCUAACAACCACACUGCCAUCUUCUACUGGUAAUCCAAAGGAUGUUGCUGACUGUGGUGAAAAGUCUGAGGAAACUACCAAUGGUCAUCAGCCUCUUGUUCAAAAUCAUUCCAACCAGCAAGCAUUAAACCGACUGGUUGAAACCUGUGUCCAAGAUAGCUCCAGUUCUAAACCAAACAAUUCCAACGAUGAAUGUGAAAUGGUUAUUUUAACUGAUGACGAUGAAAAAGAAGAAAGCAAUAUUUCAGUUAGCAAUGCAGCUCCAGCCUCUGAUGCAUCUGUUCAUUCCAAUGGUGAAGAAGCCUCUACAAAUACUGAUCCGACUGACAAAAUAAAUUUGACUGAUGAUAAAAAUGUCAGAAACUCAGUUUCAAAUGAUCAGGACUCAGAUGUGGUAGUUCUAACUGACGAUGAGAAUACACCUGAUUCAGGGACCCCCAAAGAGGCAGCAUCUGAUGAUGGAAAGUCAGUUGCUUCAGAAUCAUUAGUUAUAGAUGAACCUGAUCAGAAAACCAGUGUCCAUGAGGCCAGUGCAGAUGAAACGUCAGUGGAAGAUACCAUUUCAUUGGUAAAAAUUGACCUCACCGAUGAUGAACCCUCUGACAUGAAGGAUGAGAGCACUGUUUCAACUGCAGCUCUCCAAGGAGAACCCAAGAUUUCUGAAAAACUUGAAUCUACAACGAAAGACAUACCAUUGAAAGCAGAGGAUGAUGAAAAGAAACCUAACUCAUGUUCGUUUGACCAAGAUAUCAAUAUGGUAAUCUUGACGGAUGAUGAAUGUACACCAGACACAAAGAAAACUCCUGCGGAGGUGAAACCUGACAGCGAGGAGUCGACUGAUGGGGACAAACCAGUUUCAAAUGAUCCUCAACAGAAAACGGAAGUUUCUAAAACUGUGGCAGAAGAAAAAGGACGGAAGGAAGUCCCAAAGGACACCGUUCAACUGGUGAAAAUUGACCUUACAGAUGAUGAUCCCUCAGAGAAGGAGGUUGAGAAGGUUACCUCUACUGUUCCAGACAAGUCUCUUAUCUCCGAAGAAUCUAAGAUUCCUGAAAAGUCCGAGACUAAUAAGCAAGAAGCACCAAAAAUAGAUGUUUGUGACGUUGAUUUAACAGAUGAGGAGGGAUCUGAACCAAAAGGGGCAACAGGAAUUGCCUCGAUACAAACUCCUGAAGGAACUAUCAUCGGGAAAGCAAUUAACCCUAACCUAAAAGAUGACAGUUUAUUCAAGACUCCAAAGCCACCGACAGCAGUGGAGGUUAUCGAUAUUGAAGCGAUUCGCGAGAAAAGACUCGGAUCAUAUGAGUGUGUGAACCCUAACUGCAAGUCUGGUGAGGGAUUACGUUUAGCGGAGACUUUCGUCAUGACCUAUUACAAUGUGAAGCCAAAAAGAGGGCUCAAAAUGUGCGAGGAGUGCUAUAACACAGCAAUGAACUAUGCCGAUUCUUUGUUGCAAAAGUUGGAAAAGCAUGAAUCGAUUUUUGAUGUCCCACAUAAUCCAGAUAGUCUAAUUGUCAGUCUUGAUUUGGAUUCGGAUGAUGAAUCGGAAACUAAAGCAGAGAAUCCAGAACUCAAACGAAGGAAGUUAUUCAAAACAUCUGAAAAUUAUCUGGAUGAAACAAUUCAAAAAGUGCUCAACAAAUAUGAUUUUAAGUUCCAGAUGGAGGAAGGCAACAAAAAGGUUGCCUCUGAGAUUGAACGCAUCAAAGCCGAAUUCGACAGCAUGAAACUUGAGAUCGACGUACACACACAAAACCUAAAAGACAUGCACAAUCAGAUCCAUGACCCAUAUCGACCGAGGUACACGCCGGUCAGAGAGCUUUCAAUAAUUGACUGUCAUAUCCAGCCAUACGGUUGUAGAGUGCCGUUAAAGACAGACCGCAACAAACCUCUGAUCUUCCAACCUAAUGUCCCUCAACAACUCUCUCCACAACGCGGCGUCUUUCAACAUCCUCAAUUACCAGCACCAAGGCAACCAACAACAGCCUUUCCAUCAUCGCAUCGAAUGGCAGUGGCAACAAAAAAAGUCACUCCAUUCAACAAAUCAAACAUCUUGGAUACCAAAAAUUUCUCAACCCUGAACUCUGAUAUUGUCCAGUUGAUUCCUGCCAAGAUAAUGCCGCCACCUAACCUGCCUUCACAGGGUCCUCUCAUAAGAACUCCGGUCAAAGUCAACGAGAUCGUGUACUACAUGAAAUCAACCUUGUACGGUGUUUGGAUUCCUGGCAAAGUUAUGAAGGUCUCUGCGGUUGACAGGAAGAGUGCUCAAGGUCCAUUUAAAUUCUUGUAUAAAAUUAGACCAGAACCAGUAAAAAAAUACUCUGAUGCUUACCGAUCGGUAUUUGGAAAGUUCUUAGCCUAUUACCAUCCAGCAAGUGUUAGAUUGCCUGUAGGGACUCGCGUUAUCGCAAUUUUCAAAGAGGAAAACGACAAGGGGAAGAGUGAUAAAUUUUAUGCAGGAGUCAUAGCAGAAAUACCCAAGUCAAUAAAUAAAUUCAGGUAUUUGGUCUUUUUCGAUGAUGGAUACGCCCAGUAUAUCAACCACGAGGACAUCCGUGUGGUUUGUGAGUCGUCAGCAAAUGUUUGGGAUGACGUUUUACCUGAGUUCAAGGACUUCAUUCAAAAGUAUAUAUCGGACUAUCCUGAAAGACCCAUGGUGAAGCUUCAAAAGAAGCAGAUGGUGAAAACAGAGUGGAAUGGCAAGUGGUGGAUAGCAAGAGUGCUAGAAAUUGAUGCAUCACUAGUGAAAAUGUGGUUUGAUGCAGAUCGGCGUGUUGAGUGGAUUUACCGAGGCUCUACCAGAUUAGGACCCUUGUUUGCCGCUCAUAAACGGCAAGAAUCAGGAGACCGACUUGUACGAGGAAAUCUCCGAAAUCGCAACACGCCAUAUGUGGAGUACACUCGACAAGAAGGGGAGGGUGCUGUUGAAAGUAAAGAUGGCUCUUACGAUUCGCCUCAGGCCUAUCCAGAAGUUGUCGAGAAGCGUGCUGUUGCUAGGAAAAGUGGAACUGGAAAACCGUCAAUGCAGAGAUCACCAGAUGCUGCCAGGAAAGAAAAUCAAAUGACAAUUCCCAAUACUCGAUAUAUCCCGGUUAAGGUUCCAUCAAAAUUAGAUCUUGUGGACACAUCUCGAGCCAUUCGACCUCGCACCUUUUCCCCGCACCAGUGUGGGCCCAGAUGUGUUUCUUGGGUUGGCUAUACGGGAGAUGAAGGGAAAGGUUACGGUCCACUUGUACUUCCUUUAUUAUUUGGAUUUGAAAGAGUGCUGACAAAAUUAAGGAAUAAAGGCAUCAUAUUUUAUAUAGCACCCUGCGGGCGAAGACUUCGUAACAUAUCAGAAAUUCACCGCUAUCUUAGGAUAACAAAAUCGCUAAUGACUGUUGAUCAAUUCAGUUUUGAAGAAUGGGUCAAUUGUCUCAGUGAGUUUAAGAUAACAAGGUGUUUCAAUUAUAUUAAGGAUCUCUCUUAUGGUAAAGAAAAGCAACCGAUCUCUUGCGUCAACUACUUAGAUAAUUUAAUGCCACAAUAUGUUCAUUACAUCACGGAGAGAGAACCUCGAGAGGGGGUUCAUCUCAAUUUGGACCCAGGUUUUCUCGUUUGCUGUGAUUGCACAGAUGAUUGCCAGAACAAAGAAAAGUGUGCAUGCUGGCAAUUAACUAUGGAAGGUCAAAAAGUUAUUCCGGGUAUGGAUGAUGCUGAGCUGAAUGAAGGAUACAUUUACAGGCGAUUGCCGGAGAGAAUAGUGACUGGGAUUUACGAGUGCAAUAGCAGGUGUCGAUGUUCAAAGACAACCUGCCUGAAUAGAGUUGUCCAGCAUCCAUUGAUGCAAAGGCUACAGUUGUUCAAGACUGAGAGGAAGGGCUGGGGCAUCAGAUGUCUUAACGAUAUUCCUAUCGGGUCAUUUAUAUGUAUUUAUGCCGGUCAUCUAUUGACUGAGAAUUCUGCGAACGAGGAAGGGAAAAAUUAUGGAGACGAAUAUUUAGCAGAACUUGAUUACAUUGAAGUAAUUGAGAGGAUAAAAGAAGACUACGAAGAAUCUGUACCUGAAGAAUUAAUGUCUGAAGCGGAGAAAUCAGCAGGAAGUUCCGAAGAUUCUGAAGAGGAACGGUCAAAAUCAAGACCAACCUCACCGCGAUCUCGCAAGAUGGAUGCUGAGUUCGAACUCAAAUGUGCGAGUAGUGAGCAAAGUGAAUUUAAGAUGAUGCUGCGGAAAAAACCGGAUAAAUCCAAAAAGAAGUCGGAUGAUAAAUCAUCAAGUGACGGGGAGAAAAGCUCCAACAAAGAAGAUGAUGGAGACAGUGAUGGAGAUGGUGAUGACAGAAAACAAAACCGAGCUCCUCUGAGAUUCAACCCAACUGUCGAUGAAGAUCCUGGGGAUGAGAAAGAGGGCAAGUCUUUAAGAUAUCUCUUUGGUGAAGAUGAAUGUGUAUACGUCAUGGACGCUAAAUGCAAUGGAAAUAUCGGACGAUAUUUGAAUCACUCUUGUGAACCAAAUGUUUUUGUUCAGAAUGUCUUCGUUGAUACGCAUGAUCUCCGUUUCCCUUGGGUAGCUUUCUUUGCUCUCAAUUAUAUUCCUGCUGGACAGGAACUAACAUGGGACUACAAUUACGACGUAAAUAGUGUACCAGGCAAGGUCCUCUACUGCUAUUGUAACAGUUCAGAGUGCCGUGGACGCCUUUUGUAAAUACAAUUAUCAGAUAAGACAUCUAGUGAAAUUUUCAAUCAUUGUUGUUCUCUUGGAAUUGUUUUAGUUAAUUUUAGGCAAGAGUCUUGGUUCAGUUUCCUAUUUUGUUCAGUGCAACUUCAAAACCAAUUAGUCAGCUGCCAAGCCAAGCUACUACUGAUAGAGCUGUGUCAGUUUAUCGGUAGAGAUAAGUGCUGGACUUACCAAAUCAUAUAAAUAAAAAAUACCAUUUAAGGCAUAUGUUUUGAUGUUAAAUUUGUUUUGUAAAGUGUUUGUAAAAGAUUGGUUUUCAACCCCUGUAAAAGCUGUAGAAGCUAUGUAUAUAUAAUGUGAGGAGAAGAAAAUUGAACCAAGUUCUAAACUCUUCAAGUCUGGUCUAUCAAUAUCUUUUUCUUCUAAUACAAUGAAACGAAAGCUAUGUAUCUAAAAUUGUUUUCAAAAACAAUGUAACAAAAGUGAUAAAUCGGUUCUCUAGAUCACUCUACUGAAAUUUCUCUGUAUUUUCCUCUGUUUUUUGCCAGCUUGUUUUCAUCUUGAUUUGCAAGUGCACCUCUUAUUUUUAAAGAACACAUGAACCAAUUAGUUUUUUCCCUCUUUUUAUUCUGCUGAAAUUACACGAAAAUCAAACUAGCCCUAUCAUUUUUCAUUCUUGUCAAUUUUGAAAAGCUUGAAAGUUGAUAGAAAUCUGAAUUUUUUGCUCUUGAUGUAUCACUUUUGGUGCUUAAGCCUCUUUAAAAAUUAUUGGAUAACAAUUUGGUUCUUUGUUUUCAGUAUAAACUUGAGAUUUUGACUUUUUUGUAAGUGCAUUGCACUUCUCGGACAUGACCCUCUUCAUUUAUUCCAGUCAGCCUUUUGUACUCAUCAUUUAUUUAUAUUCAGUGACCCUCAAGGUGUUUUUAAGCAUUUCUUUUUUACUUGAGUCAAAAACAUGGAGAAGAGUUGAAAAGACUGAGGUAUUUCUGACUGAUGUAACUCCUUAAGAUACCUGGUGAAGCAAAAGAGGCUAAGUGCAAUGCAUUUACACCAAUUGUUGAAUCCUGUAUCUGAUAGACCACUAGACAAGGAGGAUUUAAGCAUUUUGCAGCGUUCGCUCAUCAAAAUUUCAUGUAGAACACGAUUUGUGCAACGAAAA
This is a messenger RNA of Bemisia tabaci, 6531 nucleotides long. It is a transcript of the gene egg, whose product is annotated as SET domain bifurcated histone lysine methyltransferase eggless. Gene Ontology annotation, cellular component: nucleus. Gene Ontology annotation, molecular function: histone H3K9 methyltransferase activity; protein binding; DNA binding. The record is from RefSeq and is a predicted model, not a curated record. Lineage: Eukaryota; Metazoa; Arthropoda; Insecta; Hemiptera; Aleyrodidae. Gene Ontology annotation, biological process: negative regulation of gene expression; heterochromatin organization.